Messenger RNA from Spea bombifrons (plains spadefoot toad), 12954 nucleotides. RefSeq names its product pericentrin (gene PCNT). The transcript has 49 exons. Gene Ontology annotation, molecular function: molecular adaptor activity. Gene Ontology annotation, biological process: signal transduction. The coding region runs from base 146 to 12604 and encodes 4152 amino acids. The record is from RefSeq and is a predicted model, not a curated record. Lineage: Eukaryota; Metazoa; Chordata; Amphibia; Anura; Pelobatidae.
UGAGCGGGUGUGGCUUUACGUUCUGCACAGAUUGGGGAUUGGGUGCAAUGUUUGGAUGUUUAUGCUAAUUGGUUGCCCAGUUUGGCGGAUGAGGCGGGCUUCGUAGCGCCAUGUUGAGUCUCUGAAGUGACAGUUUGUGAGAAGUAUGGAAGACUCGGCUGAAGAACAGAGAAGAAGUAAAGUGCAGGCUGGGAAGGCUACGCUUGCUCACUUCAGACAGCGCAAAACAAAAGGGGAAAGCUCACAGACGUCGAAAAAGAAGAAGGCGAGGAAGGGUGCGCUUGUACACGCGAAUGACUUUUCGCCGGCGGAGAGCUCGUUAGCGGCUGCACAGAAUGCUGCAGAAGAAUCAUUACCUGUAGGAGGGAACACACAGGCAGAGGUUAGCAUGGAGAGCAGUUCAUUGGAUGUUCCAGAUCUUCAGCAAAACUUGUCUGAGUUAGAUGUCCAGCUCAACAUGAGACAGGCCACAGUUACUAGACAUGCAGACAAAAUCCCAGGGGCUAAUGAUGAUCAGGAGCUGGCUUCUCAAACUCUUCAGCAGAGUGCUCUCCAUGAUGAUGUUACCGCUCGGCUAUCGAGCAGCUUGCAGGAAACUCUGCAGAGUCGAGAGCAAAUGGAAGAAGAGUUCACGUUGCUAUCAAAUAAGAUACUUGCCAUCGACCUUCAACUCCAGGAUGUGAGCGAUGUUCUAAGAAACAAGAGUCCAGGAGAGACAGAAUUAUUAAACAUUCAGCAGAAAAUCUCUGUAAUUCAGCAGAAUUUUAAAGAACACGCCACACACAUGACCCAACUGGACAAGAGAGCUCGAGAUCUGGAAAAAGAGCUUGAAAUGUCUCGCAAGCCAACUAAUGAUGAGGGAAAUCGGAUGGCAAAACUGGAAGAUUUAAUACAGGAACAAGAGAAGAAACUCUCAAUUUUGCAAGAGAAGCUGCAAGCUUCCGAAAGUUCACUGUCUGCACUACAGCAGAAACAUUCUUAUAAUGAGCAAGAAAUCAUCGUAUUCCAUCAUAAUGUAUCUGUCGGCAUGCAGACAGAGCCUCUAUCGCCUCAUGAUGGGUACAUAUCCGAAUAUAGAGACCCCGUCUCUUGUAACAUUGGUGUGGACCGUCUAGAGUCUCUCACAGCUAUGAUUGGAGAUUUAAAAGAAAAACUCAUGGAAUCAGAAGCUCUCCGUGAGAGUUUGCACAAAAAACUUGAAGAACAGAUGCUUCAGUUUGAGAGUGAAAGAUGGAGCUGGGAACAAAAGCAUGCUGAUACAGUAAAGAAACUCACUUUGCAAUUAGAACAUGCAGAAGAGCAAGCAAAGGAGACUGCGGCCCAGAACAAACAAGAGAAAGAGCAUUUAAAUGAGGAGCUCCGUGACCUAAAGGAAAAGCUAAAGUUAGAAACUGAGAGCAGCCAGGCUCUUGAGAUGCAGCAUAAUAAAGAGUUGCAAUCUUAUAUGGUAAAACUACAAAACUUGGAGGAAGAAAGAGAUAAAAUCCACCAGGAGAUCUCCAGUGCAACGGAGAACACAAGUAGCAAUCUUUUCAUCACUCAAAGUGAAGUAAACAUCCUUCAAAAAGACUUCAAAAUUGACAAUUUCAGGCAUGAACUCGAGGAUUUAAAAAAGAGCUUUAAUAGAGUCAAAGCCAGAAAGGAACAUGAGAACUGUAAAGUAGCACAACUUCAUGAGGAAGAAGAUAGUGAAGAACUGCUUAACUUCCCCGAUGCCAACUCAACAAUGGAUAGGUACUUGGUGCCUAGUUGCAGGACAGAGUUUGAACAGUCUGAUAACCAGCAAGACUCCAGCCGUUUUGAGUUGGAUAGUGACUUUAUACUGGAACAAAGCAUGGAUUCUGCUGUGGAGGGGAACAUCAAUAUUCUUUGUUCACCUAUGCCAAUCACCAAUGUUUUAGCAGGGGGUGCUUCUGUUGGGAAUCUUCUAGAUCCAGAGUCUUUUGCAGUAUAUCUUUCAAACAACUUGUCUCCUGAUGGACAUAGUGAACUAAGCAAUAUGUCUGAUGAAAGCUUGUUUGAGAGGUGCACAGUACUAAUGGAGAAGCUGCAACAGAAAGAGCAGGAGUUGCAGCGAUGUUCUGAUACCCUGGAGGAAGCUCUAGGGAAAUGGCGUGAGGUGUCAAAGGAAUUGUCUAUUGCGCAAGAUGAGCUGGAACGAGAAAAGGCCAUCAAUAAAGGAGACUGUAAGGGAUGUCAAGAGGUAAUAAAAGAACUUAAAAUGGAAAGAGAUAUGCUAAGACAUAAAUUAUUGGAUCAUGAGCAGAAUAUCAAGGAUUCCUAUGAACAGAAACUAUAUCUAGAGGACCUCGGCCAUGAAAGAGACCUUCUGAAACUUUGCCUGUCGGAUAAAGAAAAAUCCUUGUCCCAGCUUUUGGGAGAUAACAAAGGAUUACAAGAGAAAUUAUCAGAGACAGAUCAUUCUCUGAAAAUGGCCCUGGAGUUAAAAGACAAACUCGAACUAAGCAAUUCUCAACUCACCGAAAGGUUGGAACAAUCUGAAAAAGACAGGGAGGCUGAUCAGCAAAAAUUUGACAAUAAAUUAAACUACAAAGGAGUUGAGCAGCAACUUCUGCAUAAGGCUGUUGAGGAAAAGGAAGCGGAAUUCUUAAGAAAGGAGAAGACUCUAUAUGAUGAAUUAAGUGCACUAAAGGAGGUGAAAGCGGAGUUAGAGAGUAGGCUGCAAAAUGAGGUUGUUCGUUUGAAUGAAGGCUUUCGGAAAAGCAUGGUGUUAUCCGAAGAUAAAUGGAAAGAGCAAAUGGAUUUGCUAAAACAGGAACAUGAGAAAGAGCUGAGGUUUCUUCAUGACAGACAUAAGGAGGAGCUUCUUGGGGUUCGCGCCAAUCUGAACAUAGAACAGCAGCAACAGAUGGAGGAACUUCAACAGAGACUUGAAGCAUCUCACAUGUCCCAUAUCCAGGAGACUAUGCAACAAACAAAAGCUGCUCAUCACUUGGAGUUUGAAGCGUUGCGUCUGAGUCUGACCAACAUGCAUGCUGCACACCUAGAAAUGAGUCAGGCAAACCUGCACAAAGAAAAGGAUAAUGCACUGGUACAGCUGCGUGAAGCAUUGAAUGAAAAGUGGGAACAAGAGGUGGCCAUCAUCCAGAGCAGACUCCAGUUUGAAAUGCAACAUCUUGAAAAACAACAUUCACAAGAGAUGGAGUGCGUCCGUGAGGAUCAUGUUCAAAAACUGGAACAGCUGAGAGAGGAUCAAUCACGUGAAAAGUUGCAAAUACAAGAGGAGCACACACGGGUUAUUGCACAGAUGCAGGAUGACCAUGCGCGGGAAAUGCUUGGUCUACAAGAACAGCAUAGCAAUCAGAUGGAAGCACUGAGGGAGUGCCAUAUCCAAGAAAAAGAAAACUGGGUGAAGAAGCAAGAGCAGCGAUGCCAAGAUGACUUUGACCUGCAUAGUGUGUUGGACGCAGAACACAAGAACCAGCUAAGAGAGCAGGAAGAGGCUCACAACAUAGAAAACUGCAGGGAGGAGGAGGAACAGGUAAUACUUUUACAGAUUGAAAAGCUGAAGGAUCAAUCUAGUCAAGAAUACAAACUCCUCCAGGCCCAACUAGACGACAGACGGGCCAGUCGUCGGGAGCUAAACGAUCUCAAAGAGCAGCUUCUGGCCCGCUCUGCUCAAGUAGGGGAGAUGGAAAGACUGAAGAAGGACUUUGAACAGCAGAAACUGCAAUUGAAAAUUGAUCACGAGAGGGAAAUGGAGGAACUGAGGAUAUAUUUUGAAGAGAAAUCUCGUGCAACAGAAGAAAAUUACAGGGAGGAAUCGGAAAUUCUUCAUCAGCGUUUACAGCAAAUGAAUGAGGAGGAGGAGAAAGAAGAGCUGACUAUGCUGAACAGCUCCGCUUUGGAUAUAGAUUUGGAGUCUGACAAUGAGCAGGGGGACCUUCUUCAGCAACUUACUCACCAGCUAGAGCAGCAUAAGGAGGAGCUUGUCUACUUGCGACUCCAGUCCGAGGAGAAGCACAGGCAUGAAAUAGAGACCCUGCAUGCAGCAUUAACUCUACAAUAUAAAGAGGACGUGCUGAACAUGAAAAUGGACCUUUCUGAAAGAUACCUGACUGAGAUGGAGGCUCUGAAGAGAAAGCACAGCAUGGAGCUGGAGCAGCUCAGGGCAAAGCUAUCAGAAGAGCAUAUUAGAGAGAUGAAGUUCCACCUGCAGAGGGCUCAGGAAGCUUCUUAUAAGGUGGAUACAGAGGCUGAAGAAAAGAUCCAAACACUGGAACAUCUGCCAAAUAGACGCCACCAGGAUGUCCUAAGCUUGGUUGCAAGCAAGGAUCAAUGUUGUCAGACAGAGCUGCAGCACAAUUUGUACGCUCCUGAAGCAAGUUCUGGCCAACUUGAAACAGAGGAACAGAUCAAGGAGUUGGUGAAAGUCACCCUUCUCCCAAAGGCAGAAUGUGACACUAAUAACCAGAACAGGUUUGAGCUGCAACACAAUGACAUACCACAGAGCCUCUUGAGAGGUCUGCAAAAGGAAAACAUCCCUGAUGUAUACGAGGAGGAGGUCAUAAAUACUGUCUCUGACUUAAACAAACAACUCAGCAUUCGUGUGUUUAACUUCAAGCAGCAGCACAAAAAAGAGUUAACCUCCCUGGUGUCGGAGCUUCAGUACCAACAUGAGGAGCAUCCCAUCUCUUUAACUGUGCAUCAGCACCAGCUUGAGGAAGAACUCAACGCUCAAUUAUCAGACUCGCAGAAACUGCACAAGGAAGAACUUCCGCCGCUGCAGGAGGAAGAGCUUGGUGCUCGGGUCGCGGAGCUCCAGCGUCUGCACGAGGAAGAGCUUGGCGCUCGGGUCGCGGAGCUCCAGGGUCUGCACGAGGAAGAGCUUGGUGCUCGGGUCGCGGAGCUCCAUCGUCUGCACGAGGAAGAGCUUGGUGCUCGGGUCGCGGAGCUACAGCGUCUGCACGAGGAAGAGCUUGGCGCUCGGGUCGCGGAGCUCCAGGGUCUGCACGAGGAAGAGCUUGGCGCUCGGGUCGCGGAGCUCCAGCGUCUGCACGAGGAAGAGCUUGGCGCUCGGGUCGCGGAGCUCCAGCGUCUGCACGAGUCACAAGUUCAACAUCUGGAGAUGACACACCUGUCAAAACUGGACACUUUGGAGUCGUCCUACCUUAUAGAGAUACAGAAGAUCCGUGAUGAGCAUGCACAUGCUGUGGCAGAGCUGGAAAUAUGUUUUUCUGAAUGCCUCCAGGAAAAAGACAAGGAAAUAUUGGGAAAAAUAACACAGGCAGAAGCUCAGUGGCACGAACAGCACAAACAGAAGCUAGAGCUGGCACAGGACCUCCUAAAGAAAGAACUAGCUGCUAUUCACCUUGAAAAAUUUCAGGCCAUGUCACAGGAGCUGGAAGCUGCUCACAUGGAGGACAUGAAUGAGAAACUAAGUAGACUGCGUUCCCAGCUAGAAGAGGAAAAAAGGCAGGCCCUGGAUGCUUUACGUGAGGAGGUGCUGCAAAUGGAACAACAGAACAAGCUUGCGUUGGAGGAGCUACAGGACCUGCAUAGGGCAGAGGUUCAGCAGAAGACCCUAGAGCAAUCACAGAAGAUGCAUGAUGAAGUGACCACGCUCAAAGAACAUCUCCAGAAACAGGAGAUAUUAAUCUCAGAACUGGAUUGUCAAUGUCGGGCACUGUCUGCAGAACUCAAAAACAGAUGUGACCAUGAGCUCCAGUUACAGGAGGAAAUAGAGUUGUUAAAGUGUCAGACACCUGUGCUUGUGGAGCAGCAGGUUACCCAGCUGAAGGGGGAGUUUGAUGCAAGCAAACACUGUGCUCAGCAGGAGAGAGAGCAGAUGACGACUGCCCAUCAGGCUGAAGUUGAAUGCUUAAAGGGACAGCUUGAAGAGAGGGGCCAAUUAGUACUAGAGUUACAGGAACAAGUGUCCUCCCUGACCAAAGAAGUGGAAGCCUUUAAAUCCCAGCUGGAGCUUCUUGUGCAGAGAAGGGAGCGUGAGAACCAGGAAGCAGAUAACUUGGUAGCGAUGCUACAGUCGGAUGCACACAAUUCCCAGCAAGAACUGAAAAAACUGCAAGAUUCCUGUCAGCGUCUUCUCAAGCUCUUCACUGAUGUCCUGAAGAGUACACUGUCAACAGAGGAUCUCAUAUGUAAGAACAUCGACAAAAGCUUGGCGCAGAGGGAUGUUGAGGACAGCAUGGACUCAAAGCCGUGGAGUGUCUCGAUGCAUCUUAAAGAUGAUGAUAAGCAUCGUGUAAGUCCAGACUGUGACACUCUUACUGAACACAGUUUAAUGUCUUCAGAUGAAGGCUGUGAGUUGUCAGAGUAUCUGUGUGAUAGUGUGCUCGGAGGGUUGGAUGCUGGCCUGGAAAAUGAGGACAAGGUUCUGCAAAUUAGCCAGCGAUUACGUCUUGCAGUCGAGAGACUCCUGGAGAUGGUUACUGGGUCAGCAGUCCAGAUUGAACAGACUCGAGAGAUGCAAACUCGCUUACAGGAGGAGUUCAGCAGCAGGUCUGAAGACAUGGCUCAGGUGGUGAGCCAAAACCAAGAUCUUUUAAAGCGACUGGUACAUGAGGCUGAGGCAAAGAAUCUCUUACAGGUGGAGCUGCACAAAGCCCAGGGCCUUAUUGAGGGUUUUGCUGCUGAAAAGGCAUCGUUGAAAGAGGCCUUGUCAGCAAAGGAGAGUGCAGAGCAUCAUUUGAUUCUAGAACUUGAGAAGUCACGCGAACAGCUGAAGAUCUUGACCAAGGAACCCACAGUGUCUGAUGAUCAGAAGGAAAUUCUAGUGAGGCUGCAGGAGAUUCUGUCUGGGAAUUCCAAAGAUGUUGAAGUGGAGCUGUUAAAAGAAACCGAACGUUUGGCCAGCGAAAAGCUGGAGCUAGCGUGCCAGGCAAAAAAAGAUCGGUCCAAUUUGCUUUCCCAGAUGAAGGUCCUGGAAAUGGAGCUCGAGGAACAAAUGUCUUGUAAUCAGGAACUCUUAAAAGAAACCAAAGAAAUGUCUGACCUUAAACAGCAAAUCCAGUCUCUGGAAAAGCAAUUAAAGAACCAGAGACAGUUUAUGGAUGAGCAGGCUGUGGAGAGAGAGCAUGAGAGAGAUGAGUUUCAGCAAGAAAUUCAAAACCUUGAGGAGCAGCUGAAGCAUGCGUCAAAGAAUCAAGGAGAUCUUAAAGGAUAUGGGUUCCUUGACUGGAGUAUCCAGGUUGAGAGCUUAGAAGCUCAAGUGAAAGAGAAGGCAGAAAACUGUAACUUACUGCUUAAGGGGAAAGAUGAUCUAGAGCAACAGAUUGCUGAAAGCAAUGAGGAAAUCGAUCGGAUGCUCCUGAGAAUACAAGACCUAGAACAAGCUGCCCUGAGCAACGCAGAUGCAGCCAAAAAGUGCAGCCAGUUGGAAGCAGAACUGCAGAGAAUGCAGAAGGUUCAGAAAGAGCUUCAACAGGAUAAGGAAGCUCUGCAACAGCAGCAGUACAACAGUGUACUUCAGAUAUCUGCUCUUCAAUCCAAACUAGAUGAGACCAGGCAUAGAGUCCCUACAGAAGGAGAUCCUGACAGUGCCAUAAGAGAAGAGUUACAGGCAGAGCGGGAGGCUUUGCACCGAAAAGAAAAGGAGGCAGACAAUCUGGCUGAACAGCUGGAGCAGUUCAGAGGGGAGCUAGUGAAUAAAACAGAGGAAGCUCUUCAGCUAAAUAUGCAGCUUGAGAUACAACGCAAACAAGCCGAUCUGGCCUUACAGCAAGCACAAGCAGAGUACCUUAACCUAAAGAAUGAAGUAUAUUCACUGCGACAGAAAGUGGACCAGAACAGAGCCAGCUCUUCGAUGCUGCUCCCCCAGGCAUUGAUGCAGGAGAAAAACCAAGAAAUUGAUCACCUGAAUGAUCAGUUGUUAAGAUUGCAACGAGAACACACCGCUGCUGACUCGCACCAUGCGGAGCUAGAAGACUUGAAAUCACUAGUAGAACAUCUCCGCAGUGACCAGCAGCGGCUGCGUAAAGACAAAGAGGAAGAGGUGGAACGUCUGCAUGAAGUCAUUGAGAAGCUGCAACAAGAGCUGGAGCAGCUGGGACCCAAUCGGCAUGAGGUCAGCGACAGCCAGGAAAGCCUGGAUCAGCUGGAGCUUGGCGUGGUGGAAAACUUGCAUAACGAACUGAGAAAAGGGGUGCAGCAUCCUCGACAAACUAGUGGCUUUGGGCUUGAGCAAGCGAGAAAGCUGAGUCAAGAACUGCGGCAGGUGGAGGGUCAGGAGGAUCUGCGUGAUCUUGAGCUAGAUACCUUGAGGCAACAACUAGAGGAGAAAGAGGUUUUGCACAAUGCAGAGGUGGAGGUGCUGGAGGAGAAUCUGCACAAUCUACAGGAGACCAACAGGCAGCAGUCUCAAGAACUUGUCUCUCUUCAAAUGCAGUGUACAACUUUCCAAGAGGAGAGUGAACUACUCAAGAGUCUUUUGGCGGAGCGGGAUGAUGAACUUGCUGCUUUAUCCUCGCGGGUGCAGGAAAUGCAAGACUCCCUGCGCAAACAGACUGCUUCACUCAUAGAGAAGGACCUGCUGGUACAAACCCUUCAGGAGCAAAGGGCUGCAUAUAUGCUUGGGAUUGAAAAUCAUCUGCUGCAGAGGGGCAUCCACCUGGAAGAGGCAUGGGCUGAGCUGCAGGAUUUACAGGAAAGCAAUGCUGCUCACCAGGACGUUGGCAAGAGGGAGAAGUUCAAAGAGGAGAUCCUGAAGAGGCAAAAUGUUAAUAUGGCGGAAUUGCAGCAUCACUUGCAGAAUUAUGGAGCUCUGGGGCAUAGAUUCAAAGAGGCUUCUAUUUACAACAUGUCAGAGCAGCAAGAGAGCCAUGAGCACCAACGUAAUAACACUAAUGAUUUGAAGACUAUCAAGACUGGAAGCUUUACUGAGAGUCUGACUGACAUGAGUGCCUGGGAUUCUCCAGAGAUGGUCAGGAAACAAGAAGAGGCGAUGAACAGUUUGAGAGCCUUCACUCCCUUGUCUCUUCUCAGCAUUGAAUGCAGCAACGAACCAAACUUUGUUUCUUCAAAGUCAUCUGGCCACGUAUCAAGGCUUGAUCCGCCCCAUGACAGGGUAUUCAGUACACCAUCUGUUGCCGGAAGCACUUACUCCAUUCCACCCUCCAACGAUAGGAGCAGUCCGUGUCAAUUUGUUCCCCUCAUACAAAAAAUCAUGAUAGUAGGAAGACAAAGACAGAGUAAUGAAACCGCAACAUGUGAUAGAAUUAGUAGUUGUGAUAUACUUUGUUUCAUUCCAUAUCAGGUUGAUAGCACAGAACAUGCCACCAUAGACUAUGACUCCAGUGAAGACCCAAGAACCGCAAAGGAUCGUGAAAUGGUUUAUGAGCGAUCUGAGCUCUGUGACAAUUCAGACUUUAGCGAUCACUUUAAUCCUGAAAUGAUGACAACAGAACAGUUGCUGCAUAAAAUACAGGAUGUGAAUUCUGUGGGUCAAAAAGGUCUCAUUGGAUACCUACAGAAUAUGGUGAAAGUGGUACAUAAAGAGAGCUGUGAGAUCCUGGCCCUUUCAGAACACCCCGUUGUCCAAGUGUCCGCUCCGCACGAUUUCCUCUCUGAGAAAGUGGAGCAUCUCCUGGCUUCUGACCGUAGCAACCUCCUCUCGGAAGUGAAGGACCUGCGCUCAGAGUUGCAGAGGGCUCACUCACAAAACCAAGAGAAACUGCAGCAGCUGCAGGAGACCCUCGCCAAAACCGAGGAAAGAGGGAAAACCGUGGAGCAUCAGCUGCGCCGGGAGGCGGAGCUGUUGGAAUAUAAGCUGCAGCAGGAAUGCACCGUUUCUGCAGAUCUGAAGGCCUCCCUGGCCCAUGAAAGAGACAGAGCGGCUGAGCAGCUUGGCGUGCUAACGCUAGCGCAGGGCACCGUUUCUCAGUUGCGUGAAGAACAGGAAAGAAUGAUGUUGGAGCAAGAAAAGCUUGUGCAGUCCCAGAAGGAGCUCCAGAUGGAAAUAUCCAGGCUGAGUGAAGAACUGGAGAGAAGGGAGCAAGCCAUUCAAGCCUUAAAGGUGCAGCAUGAACUGGAAAAUAAACUGAUGGAAGAAGAGAAGGCGUUUGCACAGCAGAGACAGGCGCUAAAUGAAAAAUGCAUUCAGGAGCUUUCUUCAUCGUUGGAGGAGCAACGGACACUAACGAACAAGCUCUCAGCGGAUCUGAGCCAGGAGCACUCGUGCAGUAACAACCUCCGCAAAGAGCUUCAAAUAGAGCAGUCUCGGUUUGAGGCUUUGCUUUCGCAGGAGCGCAGCAUGCUGUCACAGUCUCAACAAGAGGUGGAAAAGCUGAAGCAAAACUUGCAAAGUCUCUCUGACACUCUAACGCUUGAGCGCAAUAUGAAAGAACAACUUAAAAUUCAGCACGUGCAAGAGGUCUCCAGGAAGGGGCAAGAAUGGCAGAAGGAGCACAGUCUGGUUCUACAGUUACAAAGCCGGCUAGAGGAAGUGAGCAGUCAGGCCCGAGAGCUAGCUUCCACAAUGGAGAAGAUUCAGAAACAAGCCAACUCUUCCAAACAUCAGCUAGAGUCGGAGAUCCAAGUUGUACGCAAGGAAACUGUAAGAGAACAGGAAGAGGGCUUAAAGCUACGUGCCAUCAUAGAGUCCUUACAGAGUGAGAAACAACAGCUCAAUAGCUCUCUCGUACUACACAGAGAACACGAGGGCAGUUUACAGAGUGAACGUGAUCGUUCAAAAGCUCAACUUUUAAUCCUUCAAGCUGAACAACAAAACUGGAUAAAACCGAGCGAGAAUGAAAGGCAGACAGACCAAGAUGCAAAGACGAACAAAGAGAGAGGAGAUGGACGGGAAAAGUGGCUAAGGGAGAUCUCUAUGUCCUUGGAGGUACAACAAGCACUGAUUAACAAGCUAUCUGCAGAUAUAAGUCGGGAACCAUCUUGUAAUUAUAACCUCAUCAAAGAACUUCAGAUAGAGCAGUCUCGGUUUGAAGUUCUUCUUUCCCUGGAGUGCGGUAAACUGUCACAUGCGCAGCAAGAGGUGGAAAAGCUGAGGCAAGACUUGCAGAGUCUCUCUGACACUCUAACCCUCGAACGCAAUAUGAGGGAACAACUAAAAAUGAAUCAUGCACAAGAGUGGUCCAAAAAAGAUCAAGAAAGGCAGCAAGAGCACAGUCUGGUUCUACAAUCACGAAGCCGGAUAGAGGAACUGAGCAGUCAGGCCAGGGAAUUGGCUUCCAUGUUGGAGAAGGCCCAGAGGCAAUCCAACUCUACCAAACGUCUGCAUGAGUCUGAGGUGCAAAGCGUUCGUGAGGAAACCAAGAAAGCUCAGGAAGAGGCCUUAAGGCUACGUGCUCUCGUAGAGUCCUUGCAGAGCGAGAAACAACAGCUGAACAGCUUCCUAGAGGUGCACAGGGAACGCGUGAGCGGUCUACAGAAAGAGUGUGAUCGCUGCCAAGCCGAAAUCUUAUUCCUCCAAUCGGAACAACGAAACUGGAUUAAAGAGAGAGAGCGAGAAAAGAAAAGGGAUCAAGAAGCAAAGACAAACAAAGAGAAAAUAGAUGAACGUGAAAGACGGAUAUAUGAUUUGCAGCGUCAGCAUGAACAAGAUAUGUCUCGUAUUAAAGAACUGCAGAACAUGUUGGCAGAUUUAGAGGACCAGGAACGUGCGCUGACUUCUCGAAGGAGCCGACUGUGGGCUGAAACGCGCAGUCCUAGAAAAAUCCCUGGCGGCAGCUUAUCUGUAGCGCACAGACAGGACAAGGUUUGGCAGCAGCAUCUGUUCCAAGCUGUCCACCAAGUGAAGAACUGGGUGGAGAAUAAGAGCAGUCCUCCUGCAAAAGAAGACGUGCUGUCGUUGCUGGCAACCUUGUCAGAGUUGAAAUCUGAACUUCAGCAAGAAAAUUCACCACUGCAUUCAACUGAUGCUGUAAACUCCGUGUUGGACGCUGAAAGGGCCGCUUGGCAGUGUGAGAAACGUCUCUUGCAGGCUGCCUUAGCUCGUGCCGAGUCAGAACUCAGCAAGAAGGCCUCUGAGAACAAGCCUACAAUGGACUUGUCUGACUCCAAGAUACAGCGGCUCUACAGGAAGUACCUGAGAGCAGAAAGCUUUCGGAAAGCUCUUAUCUACCAAAAGAAAUAUCUAUUGCUCCUGCUUGGUGGUUUCCAGGCUUGUGAGAAAGCGACUCUGUCUCUGAUCGCCCGCAUGGGUGUAUACCCAUCACCUGCGGAUGUACAGGUUCCUGCGGUUUCCCGGCCGGGGCUUACCAGGUUUCGAUCCGCUGUGAGAGUUGUAAUAGCGAUUUCCAGAUUAAAGUAUUUGGUAGAGAAAUGGCACAAAAUUACUAGGAAGGGAAGCUCUGGAGAGACAGGAGCACAGAGUUCCGCUCUGCUUCAGCAAGUGGCCCUGAGCAGGACAGAUGCUCUGCAACAGUUGGGCAGUAAAGUGCUUAACUCUCCUCCUACUAGAGAUGGACCAUCCUUUCGCAGCAGCCCUGUUCCAGUAGGUAUUCUUUCUCCAAAGCAGAAGAAUAGCUGGACUCCCACCAGACUUACGUACUCUCCUGGCAUACCCUCGGAACGACUACAUUGCAACAGUCAGAAUCCUGAGCACUCAAUCACAAAAUAUAUCAAACAUCUAGAGAUGGUACAGAAGAGACUAGGCGGGCUGUAGGAUGCUGGUUCCAAGAGCCAAAUUACAACACACAUGGUACUUUUCUGAAGUUUCACCAUUUUUUUUAAAUUUACCUGGGAAGUGCAACCUGGAGCCCGUCUUAUUUUAUUUAUAAUUUUUUGCUCUGCUUUCAGUUGUGAUAAACACAUGCACUGAAAAUAUUUUAGCACGUAUAAUAAUUAAGUGUUUUUAUAUUAGGUGCACACCACCCCAUCACAGAAAAGAUCUCUGUUCACAAGCACAGACUACGGAAGCACAGGGUGUUCAAUGUAAUGUUUGUCUGCUUGUUUUGUUUAGUUUUUAAAUGUAAAUCUGAUUUUUGUACAAAAUAAACCUAUAUUUACAAAUGA